This is a messenger RNA of Knipowitschia caucasica, 1641 nucleotides long. Lineage: Eukaryota; Metazoa; Chordata; Actinopteri; Gobiiformes; Gobiidae. The record is from the annotation of a GenBank genome assembly.
AUGCUGGGAUUAUUUCUGCUGAGUUCUUCAUCUGCAAAAGCCGAGCCAGAGCUGCCCGAGGAGGAGGAAGAGGAGGAGGAGGAGGAGAGCUCAUGUCAAGGAGCGUUUGACCUCUAUUUCGUGCUGGAUAAGUCGGGCAGCGUGAAUCAGCACUGGGUACAAAUCUAUGACUUUGUGGAGAACCUGGCUGUGAAAUUCAAAAGUCCGAUGCUGAGGAUGUCCUUCAUAACCUUCUCCUCAGAGGCCUCCACCAUCAUGAAACUAACUGAAAACAGAGUGAACAUUCAAAAAGGCCUCGCCUCUUUGCGACGGGUGAUGCCGGGCGGAGACACCAACUUCAACAAGGGACUGAUAAAGGCCAACGAGCAGAUCUACAGAGAAAACUUUGGCACGGCGAGUGUGAUCAUCGCUCUAACAGAUGGCGAACUGCAGAAACAUCAGCUUAUCACGGCUCAGAACGAGGCCAAGAGAGCCAGGUCUCUGGGAGCCAUCGUGUACUGUGUGGGGGUCAAAGACUUCAAUGAAACGCAGCUGGCCACCAUCGCAGACACCAUCGAGCACGUGUUUCCAGUCCUGGGCGGCUUCCACGCUCUCCGAGGAGUCAUAGAUUCGAUCAUCAAGAAAUCCUGCAUCGAGAUCUUGGCAGCUGAGCCUUCCAGCGUCUGUGCAGGAGAGUCGUUCCAAGUUGUUGUUCGAGGAAACGGGUUUCUUCACGCCAGAAACAUCGACCAGGUUCUGUGCAGCUUCAAAGUCAACGACACGGUGACCAUCAAUGAGAAACCAGCCAGCGUCGAGGACACCUUCUUACUCUGCCCGGCUCCUGUCAUUGCUGAAGUUGGAAAGGUGAUCUAUCUGCAGGUCAGCAUGAACGACGGACUCUCCUUCAUCAGCAGCAACGUGCACAUCAACACCACCGAGUGUUUUGACGGGACCAUCCUGCUGAUCACCCUGCUGGUGCUCUUCCUCCUGCUGGCGCUCCUCUUCCUCUGGUGGUUCUGGCCCCUGUGUUGCACUGUGGUGAUCAAAGAGCCGCCUCCUCCUCCUCCUCCUGAGCCAGAGUCCGACGACGAUGACGACGGUUUUCCCAAAAAGAAAUGGCCGACCGUGGAUGCGUCCUAUUACGGAGGCAGAGGCAUCGGGGGCAUCAAAAGAAUGGAGGUGCGCUGGGGAGGGAAAGGCUCCACCGAGGAAGGGGCCAAGCUGGAGAAACCCAAGAAUGCGGUGGUGAAGAUGCCGGAGCAGGAGUAUGAGCCCUACGAGCCCAAACCCAAGAAACCCCACAGCAAGAGGGCGCCGCAGAACCGCAAGUGGUACACGCCCAUCCGGGGUAAACUGGACGCCAUCUGGGCUUUGUUCCGUCGCGGCUACGACCAAGUCUCUCUGAUGAGGCCUCAACCUGGAGAUCAUGGUCGCUGUAUAAACUUCACCCGAGUGAAGGAUGAGGCCAAGGCCCUGCCCCGCAGCCCCGGCGGAGCCCCUUGCCCCCCGCCUCCGGACUACAGCUCUGUGCCCCUCAGUGCCAGCCCUCCCUGCAAAGCGCUCCCCUGUGGCCAGCUGCCUCCGGGGCCUCCUCCCUCACGCACUCCUCCUGGUCUGCCCUGCGGUCCGCCCUCUCGCCCCCCUCCCACCCUGCAGCCCUGA